Bufo gargarizans (Asiatic toad) is the source of this 2455-nucleotide messenger RNA. RefSeq names its product chromosome 1 C5orf34 homolog (gene C1H5orf34). Bases 41 to 1873 code for a protein of 610 amino acids. The transcript has 12 exons. Lineage: Eukaryota; Metazoa; Chordata; Amphibia; Anura; Bufonidae. The record is from RefSeq and is a predicted model, not a curated record.
UGAACCGUGUAGUGUCGGUUAGGUGCGCCGGUGACGCAGGAUGUCGGCUCCGCGCGCGCUGCUGCUGUACACGGAUGACUCGGUGGAGGUCCAGUACCGGGAUGGGGCCAGGCUGCUUGUUUCUCCGUGCGGGACCGAGUUCAUGUAUGAGCGGCCCCAGGCUGCAGCUCACCAGGUGCAGAGGCCGCAGAGGGGACGUCAUAGGACGGAGUUCGUAACCAGCAGCUGCAAGGAACAAGUUCUUCAGGCGCUAAGUUUUCGCAACACCUUUUCCAGCCGACCAUUCUUGCCCUGUAGCCUGAUACCUUCAGAGGAGAUCAUGACUCUUUUGGCUGAGAUCUCUGAAGUGACAUGGCCCGCUCUGGAGGACGAUACCGGUUGUGUGACACACAUGGAGGAUGGCACUGUAAAGGUUUCCUCGUUGGAUGGGCAUGCAGAUUUAUACAUGAACACCCUACAGAAAGAAUUCACUGUGAAGUUUUUAUGCCAGCUCAGCUGCGCCCCCUGUGAGGAAGAAAAUACAAACCACAACAAAGUGAACGCCGACCCCAAGACUGCCGGGAUCAAGACCACAAAGAACAUGAACAGGUCGAAAUAUUCAUCCUGCGUCCUCCAAGAGGAGCCUCCGUCAUGUCUGACCAAGCACGCCUCCCAGUACACCUGGUUGGUGCAGCGCUUCUCUGUGGCCGACUGUCCACCGUCCUUUCAGUAUCCCAUGGACUUGGCUCUUCUCUUCCACAGGAAGUUAGCCCAAGAAGGUGACACAAAACAGUUUGUGGACACUGAUGAGACCAAGUCCGAUUUCCCAGAUAGAAGAACGGUGUCUGCGUUACCAAGAGCAUUACCUCUAACCUGUCCUGCUGCACACAUGCACAGGAUGAGUUAUUGGAAGGCCUCUUUGGAAGAAGGAGACAAGUUGGCAGUAAAUUCAUUGCCUUUGAAAGUGGUGAUCUACGACGGCGCCCUGUACAGAUUCAUUUUGGAUGGAACCAAUGUGGUGGAAAUUCACCCAGGCGAUGGUUCCAUUUUUAUUUCGGAGGGCGACGGUAUGGGAAAAUAUUUCCAACACUUCUUCAUACAAACAGAUGCUAAACAGGUAGAAGACCGGCUGUAUACUGCCAGAGAUCUCCCUCCGGACAAGCCUCGAGCUCUGUAUUCUGUGCGCUCCGUCAUAUCUCAGGCUAGAAGGUUUUUGGAAUUUUGCUGCAAGCACAAGCUCUCCUUGAAUCCUGUCUCUCACACCUGUUGCUGGAGGACGGGAUCUGGGCCUGACUCCAGAGCUGUCAUUCCACUGCUGCUUGAGCAAUCUUUCAUCCCGAACCAGGGCAGGUUUGCAGCAUAUUCUAAUAACACGGUGUGUGCGAGCUAUCUGGAUGGCGUCCUUCUAUACAUGAUUUGGAAUUUUGCCAACUUUAAUAAAAGUCAAGAGUGUCCAGACAGCACAGUUCUGCAGAAAUCAUCCAGCACAGUCAGACAUGAACGGUUCAGUUGGUGCUGUUUGCGCUUUCCAGAUGGAUCGUCCAAACUGGUAGAAAUGGAGGAUUCUGGAGAAUAUGCAAGCUAUGUCGGAACCGCUGUGACCUGGUGCAGAUGGCUGGAUGAGAAGUCAUUGGGAGAAAGGCAGACCCCCAGUAAUACGGAAACUGACUUGGUGAAGGGAUUUGGGACGGUAGCACGUGAGCUUGAAAAGAUUCAGAGGUUUAAUUUUCUUUUGGAGAAUAGCAGCAGAAAGGAUCACAGAAUUCCCAGCCACCCGGGUAAUGCUGAGGGCGUGCAAGACGAGAUCAGUGAAAUGGAUAUACAGUCUAUUCUGGAGAAGACCUCAAAAGCCAUACAAGAUAUUGACUUGCUGCUUUCUUCUAGAAAGUCAUAAUUGCAGAUAUGAGUCAGGAGGAGAAGCGUGUUCUUUAUACGAAGGAAAUGAUGAAGCGUAUUCACAGGCAAGGGAUGUUCUCCAUUCCUGUGGCUAAAUCGGGAGCCUGAGCUCGUUCAGUGUACAAGGUGAUGUCACCAGAUUCUCGCUUCCUAUUUGUGGUGGCUCAAGCCUGGCAAGGAAACUUCGUGGUGGGAUGAUUCUUCUACAGAAUCGUGCAACCCCCAUCAAGUCUUGCCCACUGUGUCUUGUAGGGGUCCUUAACUACACAAAAAAACUUGUACCUGCUGGAUUUGUUAUUCAUGAGACUAGGUACCUCGAGUCUCAUAAAAGCGAAUGUAGCAGUGCUCAUGGACGCGCGCACUACUGUUAUAUUUACAGGGGGUCCCAGCGGUUGGCCUCCUUGUGACUAUACCUUUGUCUCCUAUCCUGUGGAUGGAUAGAUAAAUGUUGUUCAUGGGCUAACGCCUUUAUCUUUGUGUGUGAGGUAGGGCAGGGGACUCGGAGCUCUGUUUUUGGGGGGCUCUGCUUUAGAUAAACUGCGGUCCUAGCCCUCUCCAGAUGUAUUAUGAAAUUAAAGUG